AUGCCAGUUCCUGCCUCCCACUGUAUUCCAUGGCUUUUUGUGCACAUCACUGAAUGUCUGGCCAUAGCCAUCUUUAAUAUAAUCACCAUUAUUGUAUUUGUGAAACAGCGCAAGCAGCUACAGCGCCGAAGUACAUACUUGAUCAUCCAUCUAGCGGUAGUCGAUCUCUUGGCCGGGGCAGUCUCAGGGCCUCUUCAGAUUGAAUUGAGAAUGGCAGAGUUUUGUCAAUUGUGGAAUUUUAAUUUUGAUAUUUCUUUACUUCGCUUAAAAGCCGCGUUAGGAUUUUUUCCCGUUGCAUCGCUCAUCAAUCUCGCUGUUAUUUCUUUGGAGCGACUGCACGCAACAUUUUGUCCAUUUAACCAUCGUUUUAUGGCAAAUUGGGUUUAUGGAGCAAGUAUCAUUGUCUUCUGGGUCAUUAUAGCAAGCAUGCAAGCAACUGAACAACUGAUCGUUUCAAACGACCUAAGCUACUACAUCUUUUAUUUUUUAUGUUUCUUCAUUCCUCUCUUCACCAUUUUAAUUUCUUAUGCCAGUAUCUUUUUCAAAGUCCGCUACAGUCGUCAUCUUCAACAUCUCGGGGCAGCUGUCCAGAGGGAUAGAAAACUAACCAGAACCUUAUUUCUUGUCACUCUCGGAUCAUUGUUCACUUGGUUACCACUGAUAACAUACCAAUUUCUACUCAUUUUUCAUCCUGAGUUACACAUAACUUUCGAGUCAGAAUUCCAUGUUGAUAUGUUAUGGCAGACUAUUUUGCUUUCGAAUUCGUUGAUCAAUCCUAUAAUCUACGCCAUGCGGAUGCCAGAGUUAAGGGCAAGCAUAUUGCAAUAUUUCCGAAGGAACUCAAACCACGUUAACCCGCUUGAUUUGCCACUGCAUGAUAUUUAA
Pocillopora verrucosa is the source of this 885-nucleotide messenger RNA. Lineage: Eukaryota; Metazoa; Cnidaria; Anthozoa; Scleractinia; Pocilloporidae. The record is from RefSeq and is a predicted model, not a curated record.